CACCAACGACUCCGUUUAGCCCGCACCCCGCUCGAGGUCGGGGGGCAGCGAAGCCGCGCAGAAGCCGCUCGUGCGGAGCCCCGUCCCGGGGCGGGCUCCCCGCGGAGGGGGCGGGCUCGGUCGGUGCGGUUCACCGACGCCGUUUCCCGGGAGCUCGCUGCUGUGGUCUGUGCGCUGUGCGGAGGGUCGCCUUUUCAUUUAUUUUCUGUGCUCUGUGCGGUGUAAUUCUCUGAUUACAGUUCGAAGUCUCGGGAGGAGUGUCGGUCAGGUUGGCCACGCUUGGGCAUUUCCUUUCGUUUGCGCUCAUUCUGAGGACGGGCACAGAAGGUGCGCUGACUCUCACUGAGCUCUUCGCCUCCCGUCAGGUGCGUUGAGUUCCUCGCCGCCGUUUAGACUCAGGUCUGCCGGGUUUGCAGGCGCUGCUCUGGAGGACGUCGGCAAGGCCUGGAAGAGAAGACUGCAAAUGGUGUGCGUGUGUAUCAUGAACCGAAUGAGCGCCCAGAGCAGCGGCUUCACGCAGCGCCGGCGCAUGGCCCUGGGCAUCGUCAUUCUCCUCCUGGUGGAUGUGAUCUGGGUCGCAUCCUCAGAACUCACUUCGUAUGUUUUUACUCAGUACAAUAAACCAUUCUUCAGCACCUUUGCAAAAACAUCGAUGUUUGUUCUGUACCUUCUGGGCUUUAUUAUUUGGAAGCCAUGGAGACAACAGUGUACAAGAGGAUUUCGAGGAAAGCAUGCUGCUUUUUUUGCAGAUGCUGAAGGUUAUUUUGCUGCUUGCACAACAGAUACAACAAUGAAUAGCUCUUUGAGUGAACCUCUGUAUGUUCCUGUGAAAUUUCAUGAUCUUCCCAGUGAAAAACCUGAGAACACAAAUAUUGAUACUGAAAAAACUCCCAAAAAGUCUCGUGUAAGGUUCAGUAAUAUCAUGGAGAUUCGACAGCUUCCAUCAAGCCAUGCAUUGGAAGCUAAGUUGUCUCGCAUGUCAUAUCCUACUGUGAAAGAACAAGAAUCCAUACUCAAAGCUGUGGGGAAACUUACUGCAACUCAAGUGGCAAAAAUUAGCUUUUUUUUUUGCUUUGUGUGGUUUUUGGCGAAUUUGUCAUAUCAAGAAGCACUUUCAGACACACAAGUUGCCAUUGUUAACAUUUUGUCCUCAACUUCUGGACUUUUUACCUUAAUCCUUGCUGCAGUAUUUCCAAGUAACAGUGGAGAUAGAUUUACUCUUUCUAAAUUAUUAGCUGUAAUUUUAAGCAUUGGAGGUGUUGUGCUGGUAAACCUGUCGGGGUCUGAAAAAUCUGCUGGAAGAAAUACGAUAGGUUCCAUUUGGUCUCUUGCUGGAGCCAUGCUCUAUGCUGUCUAUAUUGUUAUGAUUAAGAGAAAAGUAGACAGAGAAGAUAAGUUGGAUAUUCCGAUGUUCUUUGGUUUUGUAGGACUGUUUAAUCUGCUGCUCUUAUGGCCAGGUUUCUUUUUACUUCAUUAUACUGGAUUUGAGGACUUUGAAUUUCCCAAUAAAGUAGUAUUAAUGUGCAUUAUCAUUAAUGGCCUUAUUGGAACAGUUCUCUCAGAGUUCCUGUGGUUGUGGGGCUGCUUUCUUACCUCAUCAUUGAUAGGCACACUUGCACUAAGCCUUACAAUACCUCUGUCUAUAAUAGCUGACAUGUGUAUGCAAAAGGUGCAGUUUUCUUGGUUAUUUUUUGCAGGCGCUAUCCCUGUAUUUUUUUCAUUUUUUAUUGUAACUCUCCUAUGCCAUUAUAAUAAUUGGGAUCCUGUGAUGGUGGGAAUCAGAAGAAUUUUUGCCUUUAUAUGCAGAAAACAUCGAAUUCAGAGGGUUUCAGAAGACAGUGAACAGUGUGAGAGUCUUAUUCCUAUGCACAGUGUUGCUCAGGAGGAUGGAGCAAGCUAGCUGUUGUCAGUCGUCCAGCUUGACAAUGGAACAUUAUAUAUAAGCGAAGAGACAAUCUCUGGCAAGGUUUUGGAGAAAAAUGUUUCAGUGCCUACUCUGAAAAAUAACAUUUUCAGUUCUUUGGAACUCUAAAAUAUAUUUUCCUCAUAUUGGUGUUCUUCAUUUUCAUAAUGAAGUUCUUUGCUAUAUAGCUGUGUACACGUCACCACAGUUAUAGGAAGUUUCAGUCCACAGUCUGUCUAAAGGACCACCUGCCUUACACAUCUCAAGGAAUUCAGCCGAUGAAAUAAUCUGAACUAAUCAAGGGAUAAAAUCCUAAUGUCUGGAGAUUUUAUCUUCACCUAUUAUUUGUUAAAUGCUGGACUGUAUUAUGAAAAUGUUUCCAAGAAAUCGUUUAGUAUAUAGAUCAAUGUUUGUAUAGGUAAAAUGCUAAAUUAAGCUGCCUAUAAUAGGUACAGAUUAUAUUUCUGAGUUUUGUAGAAUAUUGCAAAUUAACACAAAAAAUGUUUAAUUUAUGUGACAAAUAUAUUUACACAAAUUUGGUUAGACUUCAGAAAGAAUAUUUGAGAAAAGGUCUGGUUCACUUACACUACAUAUACUGUGUUAUCCUUUCAUAGCAUUAGGUGCCUUGUAUUUUAAAUCUGUGACAAACCAUGACAAAUUUUUAAAGGGGAAAUAUUGUAAAAUGAAGAAUCAUGUAUUUCUAAAGCCUGUAUUGCUGUAAAUUUAAUUGAUAAAGCUCUGUUUAAUUUAGAGUUUUGAAGAAAUAUUCUCUCUUCAAUUAAGACAUUUUCAUAGUGGAAUGACUUAAAUUGAAGUGAUAAAAGAGUAUUAUGAAAAUAAAGUGUUUAUAUAUAUGUGUGUAUUAUAGAUCUAUCAGUUGGUUUCUGAUUUUUUUUUCACAUAAAAAUGUGUCACAUUA
Molecule: messenger RNA, 2822 nt
Organism: Myotis davidii
Lineage: Eukaryota; Metazoa; Chordata; Mammalia; Chiroptera; Vespertilionidae
Gene: SLC35F5
Product: solute carrier family 35 member F5
Exons: 15
Coding region: 464-1900 (478 amino acids)
Biological process (GO): regulation of peptide transport
Cellular component (GO): membrane
Source: RefSeq, a predicted model, not a curated record